Molecule: messenger RNA, 3248 nt
Organism: Ochotona curzoniae (black-lipped pika)
Lineage: Eukaryota; Metazoa; Chordata; Mammalia; Lagomorpha; Ochotonidae
Gene: SNX9
Product: sorting nexin 9
Exons: 18
Coding region: 150-1931 (593 amino acids)
Biological process (GO): plasma membrane tubulation; mitotic cell cycle; cleavage furrow formation
Cellular component (GO): plasma membrane; cytoplasmic vesicle
Molecular function (GO): protein binding; phosphatidylinositol binding
Source: RefSeq, a predicted model, not a curated record
CGGGGCCUGAGCGCCGUGAGUCGGGGCUGAGGCGGAGCCGCCGCCGGGGCCCGAGCCGCUGCCGCCAGCCUCGCCUGCCCGGAUCGGGCCGACCCCAGCCGCGACGCGGGAGACGAGCCGGCCGUCCCGGGCCGGGGGAUCCGCCCGCCAUGGCCACCAAGGCUCGGGUUAUGUACGAUUUUGCUGCUGAACCUGGAAAUAACGAGCUGUCAGUCAGUGAAGGAGAGAUCAUCACGAUUACAAACCCGGAUGUUGGUGGCGGAUGGUUAGAAGGAAGGAACAACAAAGGAGAACGAGGGCUCGUUCCCACAGACUAUGUUGAGAUACUGCCCGGAGAUGGAAAGGAUCAGUUUUCUUGUGGAAAUUCAGUGGCCGACCAAGCCUUCCUUGAUUCCCUCUCGGCAAGUGUGGGUCCAGCCAACCUGUCAGCCCCCAGCAGCAGUAACCAGGUCAGCAGUGGCAAUGACCCCUGGUCAUCCUGGAAUGCCUCCAAAUCUGGGAAUUGGGAGAGCUCAGAUGGCUGGGGAGCCAAGCCAGAGGGGGCUGGAGCCCAGAGAAACUCUGCCAACAAUUGGGACGCUGCCUUCGGCCACCCCCAGGCCUACCAAGGACCAGCUACUGCUGACGAUGAUGACUGGGACGAAGACUGGGAUGACCCCAAGUCCUCUUCGCCUUACUUCAAGGAUGCAGAAUCCUCUGACGCAGGUGGCGUCCCCCGAGGCAACAAUCGCAGCAGUGCCUCCAUGAAGCUGCCCCUCAACAAAUUUCCUGGAUUUGCAAAACCUGGAAUGGAACAGUAUUUGUUGGCCAAGCAACUAGCAAAACCCAAAGAGAAAAUUCCAAUCAUUGUUGGAGAUUAUGGCCCAAUGUGGGUUUAUCCUUCCUCUACCUUCGACUGUGUGGUAGCAGAUCCCAGGAAAGGCUCCAAAAUGUACGGUCUGAAGAGCUACAUCGAGUACCAGUUAACACCCACGAACACUAAUCGAUCUGUAAACCACAGGUAUAAACACUUUGACUGGUUAUAUGAACGGCUCCUAGUUAAGUUUGGGUCUGCCAUUCCAAUCCCUUCUCUUCCAGAUAAGCAAGUCACAGGUCGCUUCGAAGAGGAGUUUAUCAAAAUGCGCAUGGAGAGGCUUCAGGCGUGGGUGACCAGAAUGUGCCGGCACCCGGUGAUCUCAGAAAGCGAGGUUUUCCAGCAGUUCCUUAACUUCCGAGACGAGAAGGAGUGGAAAACUGGAAAGAGGAAGGCUGAGAAAGAUGAGUUGGUGGGAGUCAUGAUAUUCUCCACCAUGGAGCCAGAAGCACCUGACUUGGACUUACUGGAAAUAGAGCAGAAGUGCGAUGCCGUGGGCAAGUUCACCAAGGCCAUGGACGACGGCGUGAAGGAGCUGCUGACCGUGGGACAGGAGCACUGGAAGCGCUGCACAGGGCCAUUGCCCAAGGAGUACCAGAAGAUAGGAAAGGCUUUGCAGAGCCUGGCCACCGUGUUUAGUUCCAGUGGUUAUCAAGGUGAAACAGACCUCAAUGAUGCGAUAACAGAAGCUGGGAAGACGUACGAGGAAAUCGCCAAUCUGGUGGCAGAACAGCCGAAGAAGGACCUGCAUUUCCUGAUGGAAUGCAAUCACGAGUACAAAGGCUUCCUGGGCUGCUUCCCUGACAUCAUUGGCGCGCACAAGGGAGCAAUAGAGAAAGUGAAGGAAAGUGAUAAACUGGUUGCAACUAGCAAAAUCACUCCACAAGACAAGCAGAUGAUGGUGAAGCGAGUUGGCACCAUGUCUUACGCUCUUCAAGCGGAAAUGAAUCACUUCCACAGUAAUCGGAUCUAUGACUACAACAGCGUCAUCCGCCUCUACCUGGAGCAGCAGGUGCAGUUCUAUGAGACGAUUGCGGAGAAGCUGAGGCAGGCCCUCAGCCGCUUCCCCGUUAUGUAGAGCGGCGGCACGCGGGGACCACCAGAGUGCUGCUUCGGACUUGGGGCGAUGCCGUUGGCAGCAGAAGUCUCCCUCCGUCCUCCAAGGAGAGAAAACCAAAAGAAAUCAGACUGGCACAGAGCCGUGCUUCCCUCACCAGCCGACGUACGUCGUUCUUUAGGGAUGUGUGUGAUUCCCACGCCCAACACCUAAACCAAUGGAAAUUGUCUAUUUUUGGAAAGUACUUAAAUUUAUCAAAAUUUUGAAUGGAAGAUUAGGGUUUUCCUCCCACUCAUAUUUUACUUAGAAUCGUAAUUUAUAAUUCACCCACAAUCUUGCAAUUCUUACCCAAUGUCAGAUAAUUAAAUACUAAUUGCUUUCUUAAAAAUAUGGAAUAUGUCAGAAUAAAAUAUAUAUAUUUGUAUUUUUUUAUAACUUUUUCCAGUCCUUCGAAAGUCUGCACACUUUGUCCUCACACUGUGUGACUCAAGUGCUCCCAGCGCGGGAGGGGGGCCUGGUGGAUGGGCCCCCGCAGGGCACUGCCUCCCUUGGGCGCUCCUCGGCACAGCACUCCUGCCCAGUGCUCUCUGCAUCUUCCUGGCUGUGGUUCAGGCAUGUGUUGUUCAGGAAAGAGUGAGUGAGCAAAUGAAGGGACUUGGCAAGAAAUCCUGGGGCUCUGCUCCCCAACGUGGGUGUCAGCACUGACCUCGUGGCCAGAGCCAGAAGGCCCAGACUGGCACCCUCCAGCCAGAGGUACUGUUCAGAACAUGGCCACUACCUGUGGGGACGGUGGGUCCUGCAAGCCAGAAAGGGGGUUUUCUCACGGCUCCUCUGCCCACCCCGCCAAGGGGCAGCACCCUGGGCCAUGUGCGGGAUCCAGGGUGCAGAGGGGUGCUCUGUCCGCCUGCCUCACGUAGUUAGUGGCACCGAACAGAACGGGGGCCUCGCCGAGCGCGGCUUGCUGCUCCAGGCAGUGGUUCAAGCGCCUUGCACACCUGCCUUACUGCAUCAUCUCCCGUGGCGCUCAGGAUGGGGAACAAGUCCGCUCCCACACAGCUGAUGCAAAAGUCCAUGAGAAAAACUCGGAGAACAUGGGUGUGCUCACUUGUUCUUCGCUAUCACAAGGUUGGUUAAUGUUUUAUAAGUAAUUGUCCUCUCUUGAUUUUCCUUUUAUAAGAUCCCACACAACAGUGUUUAUGAUACAGCCAUUUAAUAUAUGUACAAAUUGUAAAGACUAUGUAUAAAUGUUUUACACAAAUAUAAGAGCAUGUAGAAGCCAACGUAUAAAUGAAUUGUUAAAAAUAUUGUACAGUAAAUUCUCCACGCACUUUUUCAAAA